GUGGGCAGAGCUCUCCCGCUGCCACCGUAACCGGCGCCGCCCGCUCGGUCGCGGUUGCUUCCCUUUGGACCUGGUCCGUCCAGCUCCUCUCGAGCAACUUUACAGCGAGCUCUGAAGCCCAAGGGCGUCGCAGCGCCGCGUGAGGCCUACUCGCGGGCCGAAUGGCCUCUGGUGCCCGUCCUCCGAGCCCCUCUGGCCCACAGUCUUCACCGCUGCCACAGCCCCAGGCCCGCUCACGGCUCAAUGCCACCACCUCGGUGGAGCAGGAGAAGAGCGGGGCGCCCCGAGCUCCCGGACCCCAGGUUGGACCUGGACCAGAUGUGAGAGACACUGCUGCCCCGGCUGGGCCCCAGGCCUCGCAUGCCAGGAGCCAAGAAAGGGUGGAUGGAACAGGGCCUGCGAAGGGAGAUGUGGACACCCCCUUUGAAGAGGUCCUGGAGAAGGCCAAGGCUGGGGACCCCAAGGCACAGACGGAGGUGGGGAAACGCUACCUGCAGCUUGCCGGCGACGGGGAUGAAGAGGUCAACAACUGCACUGCCGUCGACUGGCUGACCCUCGCCGCCAAGCAGGGCCGGCGCGAGGCCGUCAAGCUUCUCCGCCGGUGCCUGGCGGACAGAAAAGGCAUCACCUCCGAGAACGAGCAGGAGGUGAGGCAACUUUCCUCCGAGACCGACCUGGAGCGGGCCGUGCGCAAGGCGGCCCUCGUCAUGUACUGGAAGCUCAACCCCAAGAAGAAGAAGCAGGUGGCCGUGUCGGAGCUGCUGGAGAACGUGGGCCAGGUCAACGAGCACGACGGAGGGGUGCAGCCUGGCCCCGUCCCCAAGUCGCUGCAGAAGCAGAGGCGGGUGCUAGAGCGCUUGGUCAGCAGCGAAUCCAAGCGCUACAUAGCGCUGGACGACUUCGUGGAGAUCACCAAGAAGUACGCCAAGGGCGUCAUCCCCGCCGACCUGUUCCUGCAGGACGACGACGAUGACGAGCUGGCAGGCAAGAGCCCCGAGGACCUGCCCCUGCGCCUGAAGAGGGUGUUACAGGUGGAAGGACCGUGCGGACCAAGGGCCCGGCCAUGGCUGAAACGGCGGGUGGUCAGGUACCCGCUACACGUCAUCAUGGAGCUGAAAGAGUACCUGAUCGAUGUAGCGUCCCGGGCGGGCGUGCACUGGCUGUCCACCCUCGUGCCUACCCACCACAUCAACGCCCUGGUCUUCUUCUUCAUCGUCAGCAACCUCACCAUCGACUUCUUCGCCUUCUUCGUGCCCCUGGUCGUCUUCUACCUGUCCUUCACCUCCAUGGUCAUCUGCACCCUCAAGGUUUUCCAGGACAGCAAGGCCUGGGAGAGCUUCCGUGCCCUCACCAGCCUGCUCCUGCGAUUCGAGCCCAACCUGGACGUGGAGCAGGCCGAGGGGAACUUUGGCUGGAACCACCUGGAGCCCUACGUCCACUUCCUGCUGUCUGUCUUCUUCGUCAUCUUCUCCUUCCCCAUCGCCAGCAAGGACUGCAUCCCCUGCUCGGAGCUGGCCGUCGUGUCCGUCUUCUUCACGGUCACCAGCUACAUGAGCCUGAGCACCUCGGCCGAGCCCUACACCAGGAGGGCCCUGGUGACCGAGGUGGCGGCCGGCCUGCUCUCCCUUCUGCCGACCGUGCCCGUCGACUGGCGCUACCUGAAGCUCCUGGGCCAGACCUUCUUCACAGUGCCCGUCGGCCACUUCAUCGUCCUGAACAUCAGCUUCCCCUGCCUGCUCUAUGUAUACCUGCUGUACCUCUUCUACCGCAUGGCCCAGCUGAGGAACUUCAAGGGCACCUACUGCUACCUGGUCCCCUACCUGGUCUGCUUCAUGUGGUGCGAGCUCUCCGUGGUCAUCCUGCUCGAGUCCACCGGCCUGGGGCUGGUGCGUGCAUCCAUCGGCUACUUCCUCUUCCUCUUCGCUCUCCCCAUCCUGGCGGCCGGCCUGGUGCUGAUGGCUGUGGUGCGGUUGGCCCACUGGUUCUUGUCCCUGGAGCUCACCAAGAUUGCGGUCACCGUGGUGGUCUGCAGCAUCCCCCUGCUGGUCCGCUGGUGGACCAAGGCCAGCUUCUCCGUGGUGGAGAUGGUCAAGUCCCUGACACGGAGCUCCAUCGUCAAGCUUAUCCUGGUGUGGAUCACGGCCAUCGUGCUCUUCUGCUGGUUCUACGUGUACCGCUCGGAGGGCAUGAAGGUCUACAACUCCACGCUGACCUGGCAGCAGUACGGCUUCCUGUGCGGGCCGAGGGCCUGGAAGGAGACCAACAUGGCCCGCACCCAGAUCCUGUGCAGCCACCUGGAGGGCCACAGGGUCACGUGGACCGGCCGCUUCAAGUAUGUCCGCGUGACGGAGAUCGACAACAGCGCCGAGUCGGCCAUCAACAUGCUCCCGCUCUUCAUCGGCGACUGGGUGCGCUGCCUCUACGGUGAGGCCUACCCGUCCUGCAGCUCGGGCAACGUCUCCACGGCCGAGGAGGAGCUCUGCCGCCUCAAGCUCCUGGCCAAGCACCCCUGCCACAUCAAGAAGUUCGACCGGCACAAGUUCGAGCUCACCGUGGGCAUGCCCUACAGUGGCGCCAACGGCACCCGCGGCCCCGAGGAGGACGACGUCACCAAGGACAUCGUGCUGCGGGCCAGCAGCGAGUUCAAGGACGUGCUGCUCCACCUGCGCCAGGGCAGCGUCAUCGAGUUCAGCACCGUCCUCGAGGGCCGCCUGGGCAGCAAGUGGCCCGUCUUCGAGCUCAAGGCCAUCAGCUGCCUCAACUGCGUGGCGCAGCUCUCACCAGCCAGGCGGCACGUGAAGGUCGAGCGGGACUGGCGCAGCACCGUGCACGGCGCCGUGAAGUUCGCCUUCGACUUCUUCUUCUUCCCCUUCCUGUCGGUGGCUUGAGGACGCGUCCUGUUGCAGGAGUGCCGGUGCAUGUGGCUGCCAGGACCUCCCCCCACGGCCUCCCGGCUGAACGGCGCAACACUAACCACUGUGCGUGUGUGUGUGUGUGUGUGUGUGUGUGUGUGUGUGUGUGUGUGUCCACACGCAUGCGCAAACGCAGGGCUUUGGAGACCAUUUGUCACGUGUAGUCUGCUCACACCUCUGUGAACGGGCUGACUCCUUUAGCUCUGUCCACUUCGACUGCCCAGUGUGGUUGGAAAUGGCAUGCACAUCCUCGACCCGCAGUCCCGACCUCUCCGUGCGCAGCUGGUGUGCCAGGCUAGACUAGGAUUCCUGUGCCCGAAAAACACUUUACAGAUGCUGCCCUCCCUGCCCUACCACCUCCACGCACGCCCCGGCCCCUCAUUUACUUCCGUUUGGGUUUGUUAUUUGAAGAACCAAUAGUGCUGCUCUGUAAACUCAACGAUAGCUUUUCUUAUUUAUUUGGUCACUGCUAAGCCUUGACAGCUGUUUGCCGAUCCUGGGGCCCUGCAGAGCCGCUCUGUCAUAUGACCAAGGCCCUGCCUGAUUCUGAGAUCGGAGGCCACACGGGCAGAAGCCCCGAGCUCUGCAUCCUGCAGCCUGCCCGCCUCGCAGCUCUCCUGUCUGGUGGGUAAUGGGUGAGUUUGCGAGGGUCUCGCCUGAAUCCACCGGGACUAGGAAAUAGAAGGAACCCGGGGCAUCCCCUCCCAGUGCUGAGAAAUGCUAGGCCAUGUUCAGAACCAGAAAGCAGAAAGUCAAGGUCCUAAAGCAGCCGAAAUAAAAACCUCUGAUGAAAUCCA
Balaenoptera acutorostrata (minke whale) is the source of this 3709-nucleotide messenger RNA. It is a transcript of the gene WFS1, whose product is annotated as wolframin ER transmembrane glycoprotein. Gene Ontology annotation, molecular function: protein binding. The transcript has 9 exons. Gene Ontology annotation, biological process: endoplasmic reticulum unfolded protein response; calcium ion homeostasis. Gene Ontology annotation, cellular component: endoplasmic reticulum; endoplasmic reticulum membrane. NCBI's taxonomy places the organism in Eukaryota, Metazoa, Chordata, Mammalia, Artiodactyla, Balaenopteridae. The record is from RefSeq and is a predicted model, not a curated record. Bases 162 to 2888 code for a protein of 908 amino acids.